This is a messenger RNA of Rattus norvegicus (Norway rat), 3569 nucleotides long. RefSeq names its product potassium channel tetramerization domain containing 17 (gene Kctd17). Lineage: Eukaryota; Metazoa; Chordata; Mammalia; Rodentia; Muridae. Gene Ontology annotation, cellular component: cytoplasm; endoplasmic reticulum; Cul3-RING ubiquitin ligase complex. Gene Ontology annotation, biological process: positive regulation of cilium assembly; protein homooligomerization; proteasome-mediated ubiquitin-dependent protein catabolic process. Gene Ontology annotation, molecular function: ubiquitin-like ligase-substrate adaptor activity; cullin family protein binding; identical protein binding. The record is from RefSeq and is a predicted model, not a curated record.
CUGGUACCCGCCCGCUGCGUGCGGAGGGAAGGAUGCAGACACCGCGGCCGGCGAUGAGGAUGGAGGCCGGGGAGGCAGCGCCACCGGUGGGGGCGGGCGGCCGCUCUGGGGGCGGCUGGGGCAAGUGGGUGCGGCUGAAUGUGGGGGGCACGGUGUUCCUGACCACCCGCCAGACGCUGUGCCGGGAGCAGAAGUCCUUCCUCAGCCGCCUGUGCCAAGGCGAAGAGCUGCAAUCGGACAGGGAUGAGACCGGGGCCUACCUCAUUGACCGUGACCCCACCUACUUCGGGCCCAUAUUGAACUUCCUCAGGCAUGGCAAAUUGGUGCUGGACAAGGACAUGGCUGAGGAGGGGGUCCUGGAGGAAGCUGAGUUCUACAACAUCGGUCCUCUGAUUCGAAUCAUCAAAGACAGGAUGGAGGAAAAAGACUACACAGUGACCCAGGUGCCACCCAAGCACGUGUACCGAGUGCUGCAGUGCCAGGAGGAGGAACUCACACAGAUGGUCUCCACUAUGUCCGAUGGCUGGCGCUUCGAGCAGCUGGUGAACAUCGGUUCCUCCUACAACUAUGGGAGUGAGGACCAGGCCGAGUUCCUGUGUGUGGUGUCUAAGGAACUCCACAGCUCCCCCCACGGCCUGAGUUCGGAGUCCACUCGCAAGACCAAGGGUCUUGCUAUGCAGCUCAGACUAAUCUCAAAGCCCUAUGGUUCCGCCUCGGCCUCUCAAGUUCUGGGAACGACACAUGUGCCACCACACACGGGUGUGUGAUGCUACAAGAGCCAUCUCCUGAGAUGAAACGUGAAACCACCACAGAAGGAAUAAAACAACAAGAGGGUGAUAGCAAGAGCCUUCCCCACCGCACAGAGUCCUCAGUGUGGCGCCCCUGGGUCCCGAGGGGUCAAGAUCAGACUCUUCAUAUUAACACUAAGACCCUGUUUCUUUUGUCUCCUGGAGAACACAGCAGAGUGUUCUAGGGCUCUGUGGCCUGUGAUGUCAAAGCAGACCAAAUAUAGACAGACACCCACAAGGUGGCCAUCACUGACACCAGUAGACAGACAUCACAAUACCUUUCUUCAAGGCAUAUUGGUUUUAGGGAAAGCGACUUAUAAAAAUAUUUUAUUGAUAAGAGUGAACUUGUUAUUCUAAGAAUAAAGUUCAGUGUGGGUGGUGGCCCACACCUGCAGUCCCAGCACUCAAAGACUAGAACAGGAGGAUUGAGAGCGUGGGGCCAGCCUGAGCUACAUAGGGAAUCAUUUUCGUAAAAAUAAAAUUUAAGGUUGGGCACUUGUGGUGCAUGCCUUUAAUCCCAGCACUCAGGAGGCAAAGGCAGGUCGAUCUCUGUAAAUUCAAGCCCAGUCUGGUCUACAAUGAGAAUUCUAGGAUAGCUGGGGGCUACACAGAGAAACCCUGUCUCAAAAAAAAAAAAUAAAAAAAAAGUCAGAGGCUUUUUAACUAAGAGGCAAAAUUGGAGCCGCUAUGGGGAAGCUUCUAGAAGAAAGAAAACACAUUUGCACAAAGCAUUUCCCCAUCAAAGAAAGAUAGAUAGAUAGACAGACAGACAGACAGACAGACAGACAGACAGACAGACAGACGGAUAGAUGAUGUAUAGAUGAUGUAGAUAGGCAGAUAGAUGAUAGGUAGGUAGAUAGAUGGAUGGAUAGAUGGAUGGAUAGAUAGAUGAUGGAUGGAUGAUGUAGAUAGGCAGAUAGAUAUAGAUAGAUAGAUAGAUAGAUAGAUAGAUAGAUAGAUAGAUAGAUAGAUAGAUAGAUAAAUGAUGGAUGGAUGAUAGAUAGGCAGGCAGACGGACAGAUGGACAGACGCACAAACAAACAGAUGAUGGAAACAGGUCUGUGUUGUUGACUUCCACAUCACCCCUCAUCAAGGCAGGUGUACCUGGCCCAGCUCAGAAUAACUCUGAGAAUCUUGGCUUUAACUUUGAGGUCAGUGCUUAUAUCCACCCAGGGCAGGAGGAAAGGGAAUCAGAACAGGCACACCUAGGAAACCAUCUUCCUCCCUGAGAGGGGUUGAGGUGCUCACCCCUAUGUCUGCUCUAAGUGGAAACCCUAGCCGGUAUAGCAGGAAUCUGAACACUAGGGCUUCUUGCAGUCAUAGGGUACAGUAGCCUAGACAGCACAUUGUGUGUACCAGUCACCAGUCCAUAGACUACAACGCGCAUGGUACCCCUAACCUUGUACAACAGAGUGGGGUGCCUGGCACCUGGCUACUCAGGCCUCAGCAGCAAACCAGUAGGGUCUUUGGGAGAAAAGCAAAGUGAUUCUAACAGCGUGGUAUCCAGCAGAGAGAGGAGGGUGGGUUAGCUCAGCUGAGGAGGGAAGGGUAAAGAGAGAGUUCUUGAAUAUGCCGGAACCUGUGUAAAUGCUGCAAGGGACCAGGCAUGGAUUGGCAAGAUUGUUUCUACCUUCAGUAGGAAAGAGGGUACGCGGGCCGGUUGAUUUGAGUGACAGGCAGCAGGAGUAGAUUUCCACAUGAAUAACCUCCAGCUCCCUACAGGAGCCCACUCAAACUCACAUCUAAGACACAGGUAUGCAAGCACACGUCUACCUGAGUGCCCCCACCCAGGCUCAGAGCCCUCACCCAGGUCCCCCCUGGAAGGUCCCCCCAUGUUUCUAGGUUGGGGCUCCCUGUCCCCACAGUGGAAGCCUCGGGACCCCCACCCCCCACGAUGGACCAGACAAGAAGACCUCGGAUUCUAAAGGAAAGAGGCCAAGGUAAGGACACAGCUGCGUACCCAGCGUGGAAUUCAGUACGACUAUGUCGUUCACGCUGGCUUCUGUCAAAAGGAAACGAACAAACAAAUAAACAAGGGCAAGGCCAAAUAAAUAGAUCACCGAAAAUAAGAACAAGGAAGAGCAGCCGAGCCAGGCUUGGCUAAGGGAAGCCCUCCAUGCUGUCCUCCCCCGCCCUCUGUCCUGGCUCCAGAGUCACCUGAGCAUCCCCACCACACCCCACCGGAAGGGGGCAACCUCUGCCUGGCCUUGCUGCUCGAACCCCCGCCAGGAUUCCCCGCAGUACUGACCUAGUAUCACCAGGCCUUCCGGGUCCACCUCAUAUUCGGUCCUAUAGGAAGCCAAGGCUGAGCUGUUGGACAGUAGCUCACCCACCAGGAGCUCGCGCACCACCUCAGGGCUCAGGGUCAGUCGCUGGUACUCGGGGAUGUCAAGGAUGAACCAGAAGAAGCAGAUAAGGGGUCCCUCCCUAUGCAGACAGAAGCGAAAGGGGCCUGAAGGCCUAUCCUCGCCCAGCCCCUCCCCCAAGGAACCAACUGAGACUCAGACCCGCCAGGCACCCGCUAUACUUUCUCCCCAUUCCCACCCAUAGGAGGAGAGAUAGAGUCACAGGAGGUCAUAGGCCACUUGGCAACUGGCAGAACCAGAUACAACCAGGCAAGCCAAGUCCUGGACUGCGUCCUGGGCCACGUGCCUUCAAGCACACUCUGAACCUUGACCCACUCACACCAGGCAUCUCCAGUCACAACCUGUCACAACAACACCGCCAUCUGUAGAUGACAAGACCAAACUCAAUAAAGGGGAAUCACAUGUCGGAGGCUAA